AUGGCCGAAUUCCUCAUUGAAGACAAAGAUUUGGUCGGGCUCAAGGGUAAGGUGGCCAUCGUGACAGGUGGUUCAUCAGGUAUCGGCCUCGCUGCAGUCAACACGCUUCUCUCCCAGGGUGCGUCCGUCGUCAACGCAGAUAUCCAGCCGCCGGCGGAACAACCCGAAAGCUCUUACACGUUUGUGAAGACCGAUGUCACAGUCUGGGCUCAACAGAUUGCGCUCUUCAAGAGUGCGAAGGAGAUCUACGGACGUAUCGACCAUGUCUUUGCCAACGCUGGCCUCGGCCCCCGCGCCAACUAUCUGUCUACGGAAGUAGACGAGAACGGCGAUCUGAAGGAGCCUACACAUCAGCUUCUGGAUGUCAGUCUCACAGGUGUAAUGCACACGGCUACUAUCGCAAUAUACUACAUGCGGCAACAGGCUGAGGGUGGCAGCAUUGUCAUCAAUGGUUCUACCACCGGUCUCCAACGGCUUCGUGCGGUGGACUACUCCACGGCCAAGCAUGCGGUUCUCGGAUUCGGACGUGGUCUGAUCCCGCUCAUCGCAUCUGCCAACUUGCCCAUCAGGGUCAACACCUUGGCGCCGACAUGGGCGGAUAGCAGCGUGUUGCCGGACUUGAAGGGCCUCAUGGCCAAAAUUGGAGUCGAGAUCCAGACCGCUGAAGCCGUUGCCCGCGGUGCAGCGUAUUUGAUGGCUGAUACCUCCCGGAACGGCAAUGUGAUCCAUGUGCAGCUUGGAAAGUACAAGGAGAUUGACGAGGCUGUCCUACUCCCGGCUUUUGAGUCUAUUAAGGGACCUGAUUAUCCUGGCGAAGACGAGGUUCUGCGCCGUCUGCAGGAACUCAUGAUGGCCGCUUAA
Messenger RNA from Colletotrichum fioriniae, 861 nucleotides. RefSeq lists its product as uncharacterized. NCBI's taxonomy places the organism in Eukaryota, Fungi, Ascomycota, Sordariomycetes, Glomerellales, Glomerellaceae. The record is from RefSeq and is a predicted model, not a curated record.